Mus caroli (Ryukyu mouse) is the source of this 1704-nucleotide messenger RNA. RefSeq names its product prostaglandin reductase 2 (gene Ptgr2). NCBI's taxonomy places the organism in Eukaryota, Metazoa, Chordata, Mammalia, Rodentia, Muridae. Gene Ontology annotation, molecular function: 15-oxoprostaglandin 13-reductase [NAD(P)+] activity. The record is from RefSeq and is a predicted model, not a curated record. Gene Ontology annotation, biological process: prostaglandin metabolic process.
GCAGGGGGCCACUUUAUCACUGCACCGGAAGCUGGUUUAAACCCGCAGAAAAGGAGGAAGUUCCGAGCCGGGGUGACCUGUGGGCGUCCUCCUCGAGCUCCGGGCGACACCAGCGGUAUAGCUUGGGACGCUAGACUAGGGAAUGCCCAGUAACAGGUGGGAGGCAUCACACUGGCUCUGUUAUGCAUAUCUAGAGAAAUAAGGCAGAAUGCUGAAAAUGGAGAACAGAUAACCGUCACCCAGUGAUGCCUAACACUGACUGUCAACUUGAGGGGAUCAGAAAUCGCUGAAUAGACAAGCUUCAAGGUGUACCCAUGAGGGAUUGACUUCAUUUUAAGAUGACUAAGGAAUCAUUUUAUAUAGAAGUCUUGUGAUGAUCAUACAAAGAGUGGUACUGAAUUCCCGACCUGGGAAAAAUGGAGAUCCAGUUGCAGAGAAUUUCAGGGUGGAAGAGUUCAGUUUACCGGACGCUCUCAAUGAAGGGCAAGUACAAGUGAGAACUCUUUAUCUCUCAGUGGAUCCUUACAUGCGCUGUAAGAUGAACGAGGACACUGGCACUGACUAUUUGGCACCGUGGCAGCUGGCGCAGGUGGCUGAUGGUGGAGGAAUUGGAGUUGUAGAGGAGAGCAAGCACCAGAAGUUGGCUAAAGGCGAUUUUGUGACUUCCUUUUACUGGCCCUGGCAAACUAAGGCAAUUCUAGACGGGAAUGGCCUUGAAAAGGUAGACCCACAACUUGUAGAUGGACACCUUUCGUAUUUUCUUGGGGCUAUAGGUAUGCCUGGCUUGACUUCCUUGAUUGGGGUACAGGAGAAAGGUCACAUAUCUGCUGGAUCUAAUCAGACAAUGGUUGUCAGCGGAGCAGCAGGCGCCUGUGGAUCUUUGGCUGGGCAGAUUGGCCACCUGCUUGGCUGUUCCAGAGUGGUGGGAAUUUGUGGAACGCAGGAAAAAUGUCUCUUUUUGACCUCAGAGCUGGGGUUUGAUGCUGCAGUUAAUUACAAAACAGGGAAUGUGGCAGAGCAGCUGCGAGAAGCGUGCCCGGGCGGAGUGGACGUCUACUUUGACAAUGUUGGAGGUGACAUCAGCAACGCGGUGAUAAGUCAGAUGAAUGAGAACAGCCACAUCGUUCUGUGUGGUCAGAUUUCUCAGUACAAUAAAGAUGUGCCCUACCCUCCUCCACUGCCCCCUGCGGUAGAAGCCAUCCGGAAGGAAAGAAACAUCACAAGAGAGAGAUUUACGGUAGUAAAUUAUAAAGAUAAAUUUGAGCCUGGAAUUCUACAGCUGAGUCAGUGGUUUAAAGAAGGAAAGCUAAAGAUCAAGGAGACCGUGGCAAACGGCUUGGAAAACAUGGGAGUUGCAUUCCAGUCCAUGAUGACAGGGGGCAACGUAGGGAAACAGAUCGUCUGCAUUUCAGAAGAUUCUUCUCUGUAGUCUUGGUGUGUCUUCAUCAAGGAAGCCCUCCAUUUUUCACUUCCCACAAAGAUUCUUAAGAUACAUUUAAAAAAUAAUCUUUUUGUAUAGAUAGUUCUCGAUUCUAGUGUGAUAAUAUUUUCUUUGUUGUAUAACCACUUUAUCUUCAAUAUCAUAUUCACUAUACAUUUAACAUGUGAUUGCUUGCCAUAAUACAGGGGUUCUCAAGCUGUGGGUCAUGACCCCUCCAGAGGAGUUACAUAUCAGAUAUCUUGCAUAACAGAUAUUUACAUUAU